This is a messenger RNA of Salvia splendens (bonfire salvia), 1665 nucleotides long. RefSeq names its product cytochrome P450 736A117. The record is from RefSeq and is a predicted model, not a curated record. Lineage: Eukaryota; Viridiplantae; Streptophyta; Magnoliopsida; Lamiales; Lamiaceae. Bases 2 to 1498 code for a protein of 498 amino acids. The transcript has 2 exons. Gene Ontology annotation, molecular function: iron ion binding; heme binding; oxidoreductase activity, acting on paired donors, with incorporation or reduction of molecular oxygen.
CAUGGAGGAAUUUCAACUAAAUCUCUUUAUUCCCAUGGCUCUUCUCUCCCUCUUCUUGCUAUGCUCCAUUACCCGAAUCUCCUUCAAAUCCUCAAGCAAAAGAAAACUGCCCCCUUCACCACUAAAGCUACCCAUAAUCGGAAACCUACACCAACUCGGAUCAUCCCUUCCCCACCGCAGUCUCCACUCCUUAGCCAAAAAACACGGCCCUCUCAUGCUCCUCCACUUCGGCAGCAUCCCCGUCCUCAUCGUCUCCUCCGCCGAAUUCGCCCGUGAAAUCAUGGUGACUCACGACACCACCUUCGCCAACCGGCCCCGUUUCAAGGCAAUGAUGAAGCUGACCUACGGAUGCAGAGACGUCUUGCUUUCGCCCUAUGGCGAAUACUGGAGGCGGCUGAGGAGCAUCGUUGUUCUCCAGCUGCUGAGCAAUACAAGGGUUCAAUCUUACAGCGCGAUCCGCGAAGAGGAAGCGUCAAUUAUUGUGAACAAGAUUCGAGAAUCUUCUGGCAUUUCUCCGGUGGACUUGAGUGCGAUGUUCGAGGGUUUUAGCAAUGAUGUGAUCGGAAGGUCGGCUUUCGGAAGGAAGUUGAGCGAUUCAGAAAAUGGGAAGAAAUUCUUGGAUGCCAUGGCGGAUUUGGUGGAGCUUUUAGGGAUGAUUAAUAUAGGAGAUUUUAUAACGUGGCUUGGUUGGGUUGGGCGUGUUAAUGGUGUUGAUAAGAGACUUGAGGAGACUGCUGAAAAGAUUGAUCAAGUUAUAGAAAGUGUGAUUAAAGAAUGGCUGCAUGAGAAGGGUGUCAAGGAACAAAGUGGACAACAUUUUUUGGAAAUUUUGCUCGAUAUCUCUAAGGAUGUCUCUAUUGACCGAGAUAGUCUCAAAGCGAUAAUUUUGGAUGUAUUUGUCGGUGGAACUGAUACAAUAUCCACAGCUAUGGAAUGGACAAUGUCAGAACUCUUACGACACCCCACAGUUAUGAAAAAGUUGCAGCAGGAAGUAAGAGGCAUACUCAAGCAGAAACAAGAGAUAACAAAUGAUGAUCUACAAAAAAUGCAUUACUUGAAGACUGUAAUCAAGGAAGCUAUGCGUUUACAUCCACCACUCCCACUACUUGUGCCUAGGCUUGCAAGCAAAGAUGUACAAGUGAAAGGUUUCGACAUUUCUGCAGGAACACUCGUUAUGAUCAACACGUGGGCUAUAGGAAGGGACCUCGUCUCAUGGGACGAACCAGAAACGUUUAAGCCUGAGAGAUUCUUGAAUUCUUCUAUAGACUUUAAGGGCCUAGAUUUCGAGCUGAUUCCGUUUGGGGGUGGACGAAGAGGAUGCCCUGGGAUCGCAUUGGCUUCUGCUGGGAUGGAGCUUCUUUUAGCUGAUUUGGUUUGGAAAUUCAACUGGAAAUUGGCUAAUGGUGUUGAACCGAAAGAUUUGGACAUGAGGGAGAGUCCCGGGAUGACAGUUCAUAGAGCUGUUCCACUUCUUGCACUUGCAUCUCCCGCUACAUGAUUUGGAACACUAUAGUAGUAUAUCAUUGGCUGUUGUUGCAAUGAAGUUUCAAUCAAUACAAGCAUAUAUAUGUAGAUUUUAAGUAUUCACAAGUUUUAUGUGUGGUUUUUGUCAGAGGGCAUGCAAUGUUUGUAAGUUACAGAAUAAAAUUAGUACUAUUGACGUGU